CUGGGGGACUGCAGCCUCCCGCACCACAGAGGGCACCCCGCUCACCCCCAGGUGUCCUGGGCCGUCUGCUCUGGACACUGCCGGAAGACAGAGCCUUGCCUUACUGGCCCGCGUUGCUGGGACAGAUUUCUGAGCUCAGCUCCGACAGGGAUCAGAUUUAUGGCCGGGUUUAUUUAAAGGAGGAAGCAGCAAUAAAGCGCGGCACCCAGGGAGUGAGGAGUGAGAGCCCCGCAGGAGACAGUGAGCAGAUAAACAUGCCAGCAGCCAGAUCCUUCCGUGAUGAUAAACGGUUUCCUCCAGCCACCAGUGCGGGGUCACGCCUCUCGCUGGCCGGAACCAGUGGCCCAUCCGAAGCCACGGGCAGGACGGCCCCGGGCGGGCGCUCCCACGCCGGGACACAGCGGCUGCGGAAUAUGAAAAGAAUGUUUGGAGCCUCCCUACAAAGGAAUAAGAAGAUUAAGGGAUUUAGAGGAGACCUCGGGGACAGACACAGCAGUCCGGGAAAGUAAAAUCUCUUGCUCACAGAGAGCCAACAGACAGCCAAGGAGUGGGGAGCCCUGUGAGGUCUGAGCUUACCCUGGCAGCCUCAUUUGGGGAUUUCAAAGUCGGCUCUCAUGGGAUGGUGAUGACAGCAAAGACAGGACAGGCCGCCCCGGGCCCGCCGCACCCUCUCCUUGCUGCCCGCCGCAGCGGGAAACAAAGCGGUGAGAUGGGCCGUCCGUCCAGCUCUGGCCUCUCUCUUCUGGAUGCACAGCCGAUCUGCACACCCGUCUUACUUGCACUUAGUGUGGCCGUGGCCUGAGCAUGGAAACGCCCCAGGCCUGGCCGUCAGCAACUCUGCGGGGGCAUCUGGAGGAAGAUUCUGAAGCUCCAAGAGGACCACAAGCCAGAAGGAGGCUGGGUCUCCGAAUGAACUCCUGGAGUAGACUCUGCCCGCAGUUCCUGCUGCUGACCUGCACUGAACUGGAAAUAAACCUUUAAUGUGCGAAGCCAUGAACGUUUGGGUCAUGAAUGGCAACAGUCAUCUCACGGCUCUGAGCUGAUGGUCAUGGCCACAGUCAGCCAAGUUCUCAUCUGGGGAAACAAAGCCCCUCGUUGUCGGGGGCAGGUGCACCUCAAUGGUCCAAGGUCACCGUCCAGGACCCAAGGAGGUGAGCCCCAGAGCCCCCAACUCUGACCCCUCAUUGAGGAGAAGUCGAGAUUCAGAAACAUGGGAGGAACACCCCAGGUUGCCGGCUGGUAAUUCUGGGGAGCAGGGACUUGAACCACCGUCUUGGCCUCCAGAGCCCGUGCUCCGUGACCACUUCGCAAUCCUGGGGAACUGGAGGCGCAGCCGUGAGCGUCCCGGCUCCGUGCAGCCCUCGGGGGCCGGCCUCCGUCUUCCCCGGCCUGGGGUCUCUUGGGGACGACCCCACUCGCACACAGCUGGGUCGCCCCUGAGUCCGUGGCUGGCCAGUGCGGUGGGGUUUGCUGUCAGACCUGCCCCCCAGGGUCACACCUCUGCCCUGUCCAGAUGCACCUCAGGCUCCCCGGCUGCGGCCGGCUUGCUCAAGGGGGGCAUGUGUUGGAUGGAGAGUCAGGAGCGGGGAUCCGGCCCCUGGAGGGACUCUGUUCACCCAGUCCCUGCCUCUCCCGCUGGCCACCGCCGGGCCUUCCUCUAUGUGGCAGCGGCACCCACCCCAUCCCUACCUCACAGCCCUUCUGCCCGGAACUUUCUUCCCAGCUUCCUCCAGACGCCCCCCGCCGGCCUCUGCUCUGUCACUUCCGAGAGGCCUCCCUCCGACAUCAUUUUGCCACCCUCAGAGCGGGUGGGAUUGGGGUUUUGGACAGAAAGAGAAGACCCUACUGACCUCCCCAGGCCCCCGGCAGGUCCGGUCCUCACGUCGAGCAGAAACAAGGCAGUCAGCACCCAGACUCCAGAGCCUCCUGCGUCCCGCGGAGGCGGGCAGACCUUCCCUGCACAGGCUCAUGUCCCUGGGAGCCCGUCCUUGCCCCCCAGCACCUGGGGAAGUGUCUCUUCUUCUGGGGGAGUGUCCCCACGGCCUCCCUGUCAUCCGCCUCCCCCCAGGCACGCUCGCCCUCCGCUCUCGCCCCAGCCUGCCUCUGUGGGUCCCUUGCGCCCGCAGCUCCACAGGGCGGCCUCCUUCCCAGCCACCCGGUCCGGACGUACGUGUGAGCCCGCGGAGAUGCUACCCUGGCAGCCUCUCCUUCGGGCUUUCCUGCUCUUCGCCACUCUGCCUCCCCCAUCACACCCUGCUGCAGGCCUCCUGUUUACGUGUGGACAGGACUCUGAGGGGGGUCGGAGUGGAUUGAAGGGCGGUGACCCCCCAAAGAACAGUCCUCAUCCUAAGCCCCGUAACCUGCGGGUAAGGCCUUAUGGGGGAAAAGGUCUUUGCAGGUAUGACUCACCUAAGAACAGAGAGCUGACUCCUCCUGGAUGUUUGGGGGGACGGUGUUAAAUCCAAAGACUGUGUCCUUACAAGGGAAAGGAGGGGGGCCGAGGACGGGCCAUGUGACCACGGAGACAGAGGCUGGGGGGGGGUACUCCUGGGGCCCCAGAGGCUGGAAGAGGCAGGAAGGACCC
Molecule: messenger RNA, 2584 nt
Organism: Mustela erminea (ermine)
Lineage: Eukaryota; Metazoa; Chordata; Mammalia; Carnivora; Mustelidae
Product: leucine-rich repeat extensin-like protein 5
Source: RefSeq, a predicted model, not a curated record